Molecule: messenger RNA, 678 nt
Organism: Penicillium canescens
Lineage: Eukaryota; Fungi; Ascomycota; Eurotiomycetes; Eurotiales; Aspergillaceae
Product: rhodanese-like domain-containing protein
Exons: 2
Coding region: 1-678 (225 amino acids)
Cellular component (GO): mitochondrion
Molecular function (GO): thiosulfate-cyanide sulfurtransferase activity
Source: RefSeq, a predicted model, not a curated record
AUGGCCUCAGCAUUAUCAUCAAAUAUCCGGCGUUCUGCCAUCACGCUCUCAUCCGCUACAGCCAGGAUUUCGGCUCACAAUGCGGCACCGGCCACAGCUUUCCAGCGGUUAUACAUCUCCGCAUCAACAAGAGGACUGUCCACCACCACGAAGACGCGAGUUUCACUCAAUCCCUUGGCGACAUCAUGCAACCUUUCCAGAAAGAUCUUGCUGAAGGGCAAGAACACGCAGGUUCAGACGCGAUCAAACAGCGAUGAUACCAGUGCAGACAGCCUCCGGUACUGGGGAUUUGAAGAGAUAAACGCCUCCCUCCCCGCCUCCGCAGACAGCCCAACCCACAAACCCAAAAUCCACCUAAUCGAUGUCCGCGAACCAGCCGAACUAACAGGAACGGGCAUAAUCCCCUCGGCAGUGUCUAUCCCGCUCGCCUCGCAACCGGACGCGAUGUACCUAACGCCCGACGAGUUUGAGACUCGGUUCGGGUUUGCGAAGCCUGUUGCUGAAGAGGGCGAGACGAUGGUUUUCUAUUGUAAAGCUGGUGUGCGUGCUAAGGCUGCGGCGCAAAUGGCUGUGCAGGCUGGGUAUGAUCCUAAGUCUGUUGGGGUUUAUUGGGGGUCUUGGCUGGAUUGGGAAAGGAAUGGAGGGAAGGUUGAGAAGUGGGACGGGGGGGAUUAUUGA